This is a messenger RNA of Clonostachys byssicola, 2265 nucleotides long. Lineage: Eukaryota; Fungi; Ascomycota; Sordariomycetes; Hypocreales; Bionectriaceae. The record is from the annotation of a GenBank genome assembly.
AUGGCCACCCCAAGCAGUGGCCUCAGUGUGACCGGAAAUCCCACGCCAGUUUCUGACGCGUCGCCCGCUCAUCUCGAUGACCCAUCAGCAUUGCCGAGGCCGAAACGACGCCGUGGGGUUUCCGACAAUACUGCAUCAGCUACUCCAUCCAGGCGAACCAAGCCUCAGGCCCCGGAAUCCGGAAGCCGCCGGAAACUGAACAAAGUAUCCAGGGCAUGCGACUUUUGCAAGCUGAAGAAGCUGAGAUGCACAGGCACCCUCCCCUGCCAAAUAUGCAUCAAGAAAGGUCUAGAGUGCCAAUAUGACGCCCAAUACCGACGUGGCAGGCCGCCGACCCCGCCGCCAGUUGUCUCGCAACAACGCGAAGUGCCGAUUCGCGAGAGUCAGGAUGAUGACGAAGGAGACAGACCGUCUAACCCUUGGGAGGGGCGACAAGCCCCAAGUGCCAACGACACACGAAGAGCGGACACGAAUUCGGUCGAACCCAUCCCAGCCGAGGCCUUCCCAUCGCGCGGGUCUCCAGAGCUGGAUACGACCGAGAUUGAAGGACAAUUCUUCGACCCAACCUCCAAUUUGACCUUUUUACACAGAGCUUGGAAACGAUUAUCGCAUCACAAAGGCGCCAACGUGCCUGGAGUUUUGAAUGGCUCUGAAUCUAUGCAACCUCUCAUGUCAGCCGGUGACAGGCCGUUUGCAUAUGAUCCUAAUCAAGGCGUGAGACUUCCAGAUCGCCAGUCAGUUACCGAGCUCCUUGAAUAUUACUUUGACCGAUGCGUGGUCACCUAUCGAUGUCUUAACAGCCAACUUUGCUCUCGCUGGCUUGAUAUUUUACUUAACAACACCGAGAACAGCCUUCCAUUCUAUCAUGAUAUCGGGCAUGCAAAAGCAGCAGUAAUUCUUGAAAUACUUGCAAUCGCCAGCCUGAGACAGAACAAGGUCGCCGGAAAUUGGUCCACCGAUGAUGGCGGUGGAUAUUACCUCCAGCAGAGUGACCAGUUCUUCUGUGGUGCAACAGCACUCACAAAUGAAGAAAAGGGUCUCCCAAGGCUUGAGUCGGUUCAAGCUCGGAUUCUGCAGGUUCUCUAUUUGUUGCAGACGGCCAGGAUGAACCAAGCAUGGUACGUGUUUGGGAGUGUGGUGCCCAUAGUAUCCGCUCUAGGCUUGCACAGAAAGGCAAGCCGGGAUAGAAACGGAGCCAGUCGAAGCCCAAAUGUGGACUAUAUUGCCUCUCAAGGCCGUAAGAGAACUUUUUGGGUUGUGUAUACGAUAGACAAAUAUCUUUCUGUCGUUCUAGGCCGACCACGAUUGUACCAUGACGAUGAUAUUGACCAGGAGUACCCCGAUAAGGUUAACGAUGAGGAUAUGACUCCUCAGGGUCCUUCCCUUUUGGAACCUUCAAUGGACUGCCAUAUUGACUCACUGAUAUUCCAUGCAAAAAUUGCUCGCAUAGUAGACAGCAUUUCCCGAGAGGUGUACUCUUUGAAAAGUGUCCAAAAGCACGAGCGAUUGGCAGCAGCUCAAAAGCUUGUUCGAACAUUACAUGAGUGGCGAGACGAACUGCCACCACACCUCGGCACUGUUCGGCCACGCAGCCUCAUUCCAAGCUUCCGCCGGCAAGCCACGGCACUGAAACUGGCAUACUGUCAUGCGGUCAUGCAUGCUAAUCGCCCGUUUCUUCUGGGAUCUCCCACCAGGUCGAACAGCCAGACUCUGAGUGAAAGCGUCACAGAAUGUAUAACUGCUGCAAGAAUGGCGCUUGAAACAGUGGACAGUAUUGUAUGUGACGGAGCUCUUUUCCAUGCGUUGUGGUGGACGCCAUAUGUUACGUUCUGCGCGCUCGCAGUUGUCUAUGUUUGGGAGAUCCAGCAAAAGAAAUCAAAGGGAGAGUUAGCGAUUGACGACCCUUUCUUAUUUGAGCUGGCUGAGCGUUGUCAAAGCUACCUCGCUCAAUCUACGGCUGGAGAUUCCCCGUCUCGGCGCUAUAGCAUUAUCCUCGAUGAGCUACGCCUCGAGGCACGCCACGGACGUCCUGCGGUACUACAAGGGAUUUCUGGAGCCAGUAGUGUGGAUCAGUUGCAAAGUUCAGAUGGUCUAGCUAUGGACAUCGGAAGUAUGUUUCAAGAACCAGGAGAGGACUCGAUAUAUCAAGGGCUACCCAUGGUUGAUGAAUGGCAGGCCACCGAUUGGCUUGAUUUGGAUUCAUCGGCCUUCAGGCCGUUUCCAGAUUUUGAAAGAUCUUCUAUUCUCUGGACGACGGAUAUUUGA